Anopheles darlingi is the source of this 649-nucleotide messenger RNA. It is a transcript of the gene Tcs6, whose product is annotated as EKC/KEOPS complex subunit Lage3. The coding region runs from base 365 to 649 and encodes 94 amino acids. Gene Ontology annotation, cellular component: EKC/KEOPS complex. The transcript has 2 exons. The record is from RefSeq and is a predicted model, not a curated record. NCBI's taxonomy places the organism in Eukaryota, Metazoa, Arthropoda, Insecta, Diptera, Culicidae.
CGCUGUCAAACUUUUAUACGUCCGCGGACUUUUUCGCUGAACCCUUGACGCUAUCGAACGCUUUAUUUACGAAAAUGUAGGUUCUUUUCGUAUUGUUUUUGCAUUUUUAAUAUAAAUAUAACAGCAACAGCAACAAAAUCAUUAAAAUCUGCAAAAUUUAUUCGGAAAUUACCUUCUGCGGCCAAAACACAGAUGUAAACAAUACGUUUGGCAUUUCGAUAUAAAUUUUGGGGUGUUUACCCCUGCCACACGAAGCGUAAACGUUUUGGCAUUAAUUUGUAAAUUUACGCUCCGUUUGGCAGCACCUUUUAGUAAAAAAUUAAAAGUGGUUGACCACGAUGCCGAUGCCUUAAUACGCCUCACUAUGAGCACCAGCGCGGAAACGAACAUCUCGCUGAGAAUACCGUUCCCCAGCAAGCGGCACGCCGAGGUUGCAUUCGAUGCGCUGCGCGUGGAUAGUGAGCCGCACCGGAGUUUCGUUAAAAAGACGCUCAAACUGGAGGAACACUGCCUGCUGCUCGAUCUGGCCGGUGAACAGUCGAAGAACCUGCGCGUCGCCCUGACAUCCUUUCUGGAAUCGCUUAUUCUGUGUUGCGAAACGCUCGAACAGUUUGGUCCACCCGUAUCGGAACAGUAUUCGCACUAUUAG